GGAGGAAGAAGGAGAUUGUGAUGGAGAACGGGGGUCUGUAAAACGUCAGGCACCGCACAAAGGCUUUGCCACGUAAUUACAGGCUCCUAUUAAGUCGAGAUCUGCCCUCCCAGGGGUCUCCAAUUUUCUUGUAUUCCCUACAAAGCCUCCUCUGCAUGCCAGUUUGUGCCUUUUGAAGUGCCAGAGAGCUUCUUGAUCCAACUGAGAAGGAAAAAGGAGCUCAGCAAGAAGAGGGGGAGAAAGCGAAGGGAACGGGGGAAACCCACCACCACCCUCCUUCGGACUCCUGAAGCCCUUUUUUUUCCUCCUUACGAAAAGUAAAGUGAGAAUCCUGCUCUCCAAUACAUCUGCAAGACAUCACCCUCUCCUCCUGAAACUUUAGUCACUCCUGAGAAUCCACAGGAGUGCGGAGAGGGGGAACACGUUUUCUUGAAGAUGUUUUAAAGCUGGAACAAGCCUUCUUCUGUUGGUGCUUGAACUCUUGCCUGGGAAUAACUUUUUUAACCUUAAAAAAAAAACCCACUUUGAUUCUUCUCUCCCACCCCGUCUUCUCUCUUCUUCUGUUUGCCUAACUCCCCCGCCCUGCUGGCCUCCCCUUUCCUCUCUCCCCCUUAUUAUUAUUUUUAGUGUAUGCGUGUGGACGCUUUGGAGAGCUGGAAGGAAUUUUUUUUUUCUCCUGACUUGAACAUAGGGUGACUUUUAAUUUUAUUUUUUGUGUGGAUUAUCUCUUUGGACGGCGCCGGACUUGGCCUCAGGAAAGCAACCGAGGCUGUCGAAGGCUGCUGGUGCAGAACGCUCUGCUCUACAGAAGGGGGUCCCCCGCCCUCUUUCCACUUUUUUGUUGUUGUUCUUCCCCUCCUUCCUUCUCUCUCUCUCUCUCUCUCUCUCUCUCUCUCUCUCCCUCUCCUCUCUCCUCCUCUCUCCUCUCUCUCUCUCCACUCCCCCCUCUCUCUUCCCCACUCGGCUCCUCUCCCCCCUCGCGCCCACAGCGUUUGGUGUUGAUUCGAGCGGGAAGAGGGGGGUGGGUGGGAUCGGAGGGGGAGACCAUGACCUCCAGCUACGGGCACGUUCUGGAGCGGCAACCGGCGCUGGGCGGCCGCUUGGACAGCCCGGGCAACCUCGACACCCUGCAGGCGAAAAAGAACUUCUCCGUCAGUCACCUGCUAGACCUGGAGGAAGCCGGGGACAUGGUGGCGGCGCAGGCGGACGAGAGCGUGGGCGAGGCGGGCCGGAGCCUGCUGGAGUCGCCGGGACUCACCAGCGGCAGCGACACCCCGCAACAGGACAAUGACCAACUGAACUCAGAGGAAAAGAAGAAGAGAAAGCAGCGAAGGAACAGGACAACCUUCAACAGCAGCCAGCUGCAGGCUUUGGAGCGUGUCUUUGAGAGGACACACUACCCAGAUGCUUUUGUGCGAGAAGACCUGGCCCGCCGGGUGAAUCUCACUGAGGCCAGAGUGCAGGUGUGGUUUCAGAACCGAAGAGCCAAAUUCCGCAGGAAUGAGAGAGCCAUGCUGGCCAAUAAAAACGCUUCCCUCCUCAAAUCGUACUCAGGAGACGUGACUGCUGUGGAGCAGCCCAUCGUACCUCGUCCUGCUCCAAGACCCACCGACUAUCUCUCCUGGGGCACGGCCUCUCCGUACAGCGCCAUGGCUACUUAUUCUGCCACAUGUGCCAACAAUAGCCCUGCACAGGGCAUCAACAUGGCCAACAGCAUUGCCAACCUGAGACUGAAGGCCAAGGAAUAUAGUUUACAGAGGAACCAGGUGCCAACAGUCAACUGAGGAAAAAAAUAAUUAAACAGGCCUAAGAAGAAAGCAAAAACCAUAAGACACCUAUCCUGCUCUGUCAUUUCUUCAUCUGCUGGAAAAAUAAAAAUAAAAACAAACAAACAAAAAACAGAACUAAACUAUUGGGACCAUGGCAGAGAAAAGCAGGAGAGGAGCAAAAUGAAAAUUAGUUAACAAAUGUUCCUCCUCCCUCUGGGAUACCACCACCACUUGUUUCUGUGUGUGUUAAUUUUGUUUUUCUUCCUAUUCAUAUGCUUUGCUUAAUAUACUCUGAGCUUCUUCAGUUAAGUUCGGCCCACCCACCCCCAUGAUUACAUGGGUUUUAAAAGAAUCCACAGCAGCCAAAGAAACCAGAAUAAUUGCCUAUAUUCUCCUCAUUGACCUGUCUGAACUUCAGUGCCUUACCUUAGCCUUCUUCCCAGCUCUCUGUAUAGAAGCUCUAGGAACUUCUGAAAAGCCAAAGUCUUUCUGAAAAAUCUGUGCCAGACAUAAUUCCCUUUCUCAUUGCCUCCAUCUCUGUUGGUCAUGGUAAGGUUUUCCCAUCAGCUACUGGGAAACAAUUGUGUACAACAUCUGGUGGCUGGCCUGUCUGAUCCAGUGUCAUUGUCUGUGUCUGGCUAAUUCUAAGCUCUAAGCUCUAGAUCUAAGCUCUAGAUUUAAGCUGUAAGCUAUAGAGGAUAAUAUCACCAUCACCACCAACCCUUCCCCCCUAUCCAAACAAUUAGCCAUCUUAAGUUAAAGAUAUUUGUUGUUUCUGGAUUUACUGUCACGGGCUAUUUGAUAGAAGAAAUAUUUUUCACUUGAGAGAGGAAGAGACAUUUUUCUAGGAAAACAAAGACUGAAUCGUGAAAGGCAUGGCCUACAUCUCUUUGGUGCCUUAAGGAUAGUCAGAUGCACACUUAUAUAUAUACUGUAUAUAUUUAUAUAUUAUAUAUAGAUAUAAAAUAUUUUUGCAAGCUUGAGUUUGCAGUUUUUCAAACACUACAAAGAGCAAAUUUCACACCAUCACCUGCGUCCUUGUCUCUACAGUGAUGAGACUUUUUAUUAGGGAUCCUCUUUCCUUUCUUUCUCUACACAGAGCAAUUGAUAGGGCAACUGUUUGAGAACAGGUCCAAUUUUCACAUUAGGGCUUUAAAUAAAUUAGAAACUAUUUGAGGCUAUGAAAAUGUCCUUAAGCCUGAAGCCCACGCUCUGGUGGAAUGCGGAUGCAUCCUGAUCUGUCACGGGAACUACACUUAGAAGAGGGAAAGCCAUUUAGUCACCCACCCUUUUCCCACUCAACAGGAAUCUGCAAGACACAUGUUUAAGUGGAAUUCUUAAAAGUCUACCUAAAUUCUAAACCUUUAAAAGCCAACUGUGGGCUGUUUUUGUUUCCUAAUAUUUUGAAAUAAAGUUUAGUAUCUAGGGCUGGGAGCCAGGACUGACCUUUUCUUUGUUUCUUUCUCUUUGUUUCUGGCCAUGCUUUUGUAACUUGUCAGGUAGACUUGACCAAAACACAUUACCAUGCUGUGCCUUGGUUUACCUUUUUGUAAAAUGGGUUUAAACAAUAUACCUACCUCACAGGGGUGUUGUGAGGCUCUAAUCAUUUGCUACUUUGUCCUUUCCUGUAUUCUCUGUAUGUCCAGCACUCUGUAGCCAUGGGAGGAAAGGGACUAUAAAAGUAUACAAUGUUAAUAGAAGGAUACGGUACCCAGAAGCCUUGUUGUCUAGCAAGGAAAUGCUACCUUGCUGUAAAAACUUACAUUUGGAAAUGAGAAAUAGGUUUAUAUUUUCAGACCUCUCAAAAAGCACAUCAUUUGAUCAAAAAUUAAUUUAAGACAUUUAUUUGACUUUUAUUUUCAUCCUGACCAACUUGGGUUCUAAUAAUUUCUGUUAUCAGUGAUUGAAAAGCUUUAGAUUGAUUUUGGCCAAAUAUGGCAACUCUAAGUGACAGACAAGGAUUUGGGAUUUAAGAUGCACUCUCAGUACACGUCUGUUAUUUCCCCUGGCAUAUCAGAUUGAGCUAAUGGCGGUGUUUUUUCAGUCAAACAGCCACCAAUCUGAAAAUGUAUUUCAAAUGUUGAUUUCGUACUUCUCUUAAUAAGAAGGAAGACCAUUGUAUGCAUUUUGCUUUCAUCAACUGAUUCCCUCAUCUUUUAGUCAACUAUUAGAACACUUCUUACUGAAUGGCUUCUGUAGCCUGGCUGAACAACACACAUCACUUGCUCCCUAAAGUUUUCUUCAACUAAUUCUUUUGUCCCACUAGCUGAUGCAUAUUAUCAACUUUCAAAGGAAAGUGUAUUAUAACAGAUUAAAACAUUCUUUGUGAAAAGAGUGCAAUCCAAGAAAUUGCUGAGAUUUUGGAAUUCAGAGAGAACGGCUAAAAGAGGAAUCUGAGUUAUAGUUCAGGGGAGAGAAAUCAUACAUGAAAGGAUUUUGUCAAAAGCGAGGAAUAUUAGAAGAGGGAGUAAGAGUCAUGUAAAACCAAACCAUUUGAGAACUUCAUCCUGAUACUCAUUUUCAGUGGUGAACAGAAAAGUCUGACUCCAUAACCCCAAUGCUCGGUGAAACUAGGCAGUUUUACCCAGUGCCUGGGCAAGUGCUGUCUGGGGAUAUCACAGAGCAACCAAUGCUGUCAGCCACAGGAGCUUUUACUGCCAACCAAUACCACACGCAUCUAUUAUCUAAGCACCCGAUGGAGAAGUGCGCACAGGGUACAAGCACUCAAUUUUGUUCACUCGUUAUUGAUUCUUUAAAAAAUAGGGGUUUGAGAUGUGAUUUGGAGGAACAGCCUUCUGGCUCCUAAGCCAGGUAUCAAUAGAGGGCCUCAGAGCCACAAAGGUCAGAGGCAUGUCCUUGUUCAUCACCAUCAUUAUACCCAGAUAACAGAUGAAUACUUACGAACUGUCUAUCUGUGUCCCCAAUCCCUCCCCAAACAAAAUGCUGACUUGUAAGAUACUUGGCAGGUUAAAUCAAACCAGAAGAGGAGAUCGGAUAAAAAAGGGAAUGACAUGACAUUUAGGAUAUAAAGAUCUCAUAAGAAAUGUAAUAUGUAAAUUAUAUCUUGCUUUAUGAUGUAAAAUAUACAUUGUUUGCGCUAGAAUAGAAAUGAUUCCUUUUCAAUAAAAAGAAA
Messenger RNA from Camelus dromedarius (Arabian camel), 4902 nucleotides. It is a transcript of the gene PRRX1, whose product is annotated as paired related homeobox 1. The coding region runs from base 1047 to 1784 and encodes 245 amino acids. Gene Ontology annotation, molecular function: RNA polymerase II cis-regulatory region sequence-specific DNA binding; DNA-binding transcription factor activity, RNA polymerase II-specific. The record is from RefSeq and is a predicted model, not a curated record. Gene Ontology annotation, biological process: regulation of transcription by RNA polymerase II. Gene Ontology annotation, cellular component: nucleus. The transcript has 4 exons. Lineage: Eukaryota; Metazoa; Chordata; Mammalia; Artiodactyla; Camelidae.